Messenger RNA from Thamnophis elegans (Western terrestrial garter snake), 1649 nucleotides. It is a transcript of the gene OVCA2, whose product is annotated as OVCA2 serine hydrolase domain containing. The transcript has a single exon. Gene Ontology annotation, biological process: response to retinoic acid. Gene Ontology annotation, cellular component: nucleus; cytoplasm. The record is from RefSeq and is a predicted model, not a curated record. Bases 6 to 836 code for a protein of 276 amino acids. Lineage: Eukaryota; Metazoa; Chordata; Lepidosauria; Squamata; Natricidae.
AGGGGAUGGCGGGGGCGCCGGGCGCGGGGGAGCUGCGGCUGCUCUGUCUCCACGGCUACGGGCAGAACGCCGAGCGGUUCCGCGCCCGGACCGGCGCGCUGCGGAAGGCCCUGCGAGGCCGCGCCCGGCUCCUCUACCUGGACGCCCCGCACCGCCUGCCGGACGACGGGGAGCCGCCGGGAGCCGAGGGGGAGCCGCGCGCGUGGUGGCCGGAGGGCGGGCCGGGCGGGCCGGAGCCGGGGGCGGCGCUGCGGGCGGUGGCGGCGGCGCUGGCGGAGCGGGGCCCGGUGGACGGCCUGCUGGGCUUCAGCCAGGGCGCGGCGCUGGCGGGGCUGCUGUGCGCGCUGCGGGAGGCCGGGGACGGGCGCUUCCCCUUCCGCUUCGCCCUGCUCUUCUCCGGCUUCCCCGUGGCCGAGGCGGCGGCGGCGGCGGCGGGGUCUCUGCGGGCGCCCAGCCUGCACGUCUUCGGGCGCGACGACCGCGUCAUCCCGGCGGCCGAGAGCCGGGCGUUGGCCGAGCGCUUCGCCCGCCCCGCCCUGCUGGCCCACGACGGCGGCCACUUCGUCCCCGCCGCCGCCGCGCAGAGGGCCGCCUACCUGGGCUUCCUGCGCCGCUUCCAGGGCCCCGCGGAGGAGGAGGACGAGGAGCCCGGCCCGCCCCGACUGCCGCCGGCGGCCCCAGCCGCCUCGGACUCGCGCUGGGCGCCUUCCCCGCGGGGCUCGGGCGAAGGUCCGGUCUCGAGUCAGGCUGCGGGAGGCGGCGGAGGAGGAGGAGGAGAGCCCCGUACCGGAGACCCGGAAAACACCGACCCGGCCUCUGCCCCAAGCGGUCGAUAACGGCCCCUGCCUGGAGGUUGCCCUGCUACAGUUAAGGGACCUUUUGGGGUACAAGACCGUCGGAGCCGCCGAAGCCCCCCUCGAGACGCCUCGGCCCUUCCUUCCCUCUUUGGAGCGUCGGAGCGUUCACAGUGCUGCCUCUCAGGCUGGUUCCCCCAAGUGCUUGGCUGAUGACAAUGGGGGGACUUGCCAGGCAGCCAGGUUGCAGAUCUGCCUUCCCUCUCAGUUCAGGGACAGAUUUCAGGAUCGGACUGAAGAGGGGACUCAUCCCUGUCCUGGGAUGUGGGACUUGCCGCUGGUCAGUCUGCUUGGAGGAAGAAUGGGCAGCUCCCUUUGCUCAUCUCCACUGCCGCAAGAUAAGCGUCUUCCUCCCAGAUGAGAGGAUUGCUGGAUCUCCUGCUGUCUGAAUCACAGCCCUGACGGGGGUGUCAAUAACCAUCCUUUGUCCUCCUUGCCAGGUCCGAUCCUGCAAGAGGAAGAGGAAGGCAGGGACUCUGGAGUCCUGGUGGGGUUUCCCACCCCAGUGGAGCCUCCGAAGCAGGUCUGGGUGUUCCUGGAGAGCUAAAACGGAGUCAAAGUGAAUCAGGAAAAGGCUUCCAGGGACGGCUGUUGCAGCUGCCCAUCAAAAGUUGCCAAAAUCACUGGAGGCUUUUAAAGAGAGAUUGGACAGCCACUUGCCUGGCAUGGUAUAAGGUCUCCUGCUUGAGACCCUGGAAGACCCCCGUAGUCCCUUCUGGGUCUGUUCUGAUUGAUUGAUAAGCUUCGUUUUAAUAGAAGUUGAAUAGGGGAAAUUAAAUGAUUUUGGACUUGUGA